Messenger RNA from Heteronotia binoei (common prickly gecko), 2336 nucleotides. RefSeq names its product PARP1 binding protein (gene PARPBP). The coding region runs from base 1 to 1746 and encodes 581 amino acids. Gene Ontology annotation, biological process: negative regulation of double-strand break repair via homologous recombination. Gene Ontology annotation, cellular component: chromatin. Lineage: Eukaryota; Metazoa; Chordata; Lepidosauria; Squamata; Gekkonidae. The record is from RefSeq and is a predicted model, not a curated record. The transcript is spliced from 10 exons.
AUGGCUUCUCUUCAACAAAAGAUCUUGAAUAUGGUCCAGCGUUUCCGAAAAGAAUGGCGCUUAUUUUCAGAUUCUGAAAGGACUGUGGUGUGUGGGGCAGACAGCAUGCUGAUGGCUCUGCAGUUAUCUAUUGCUGUGGUCAAUAAACAGCAUUAUGGAGAUUUUAAAGCAUCACUAAGCGAAGUGCUAUUAGCCUGGAAUCGCCUAUUGCCUGAUAAAUUGGGCCUGCUGCAUGAAAAUGUGGAUGCUCCUGAAAAUUACAACAACAUCAGAAGUACCUAUUCUAGUUUUUUGAAGCGCUGCAAUAUGAUGGAUCUUAUAGAUGUUUAUCAGAAAUGUGGGUCACCAGAACCAGGGAAUGAAUCUAUAUCCCCUGUGCAGUUGUUAGAAUUUAUCAGUGGAAAAGUGGAUUCAGCGAGUGAUGGUACUUCCAUGCUUUCUACACCUUCCAGGCCAACUAGCACAUUAAGCCAGGAUAAUAAAGAGCUGUCUUCAGUGGUGAAGAAAAUUCUGUUUGCAUAUCUAAGCUUGCUGGUGAACUCCAAGAAUGAUCUUGCCUUUGCUCGUAUUUUCAACACUCCUGACAGAGGGCUUGGAAGAGAAGCUUUUACCGACUUAAAACAUGCUGCACAGAAGAGACAAAUGUCCAUUUUCCCAAUGGCAACCUCUUUCAUCCGAACCAUUGAACUUGGAGGUAAAGGUUAUGCCCCUUCCCCAGACGAUCGUUUGCGAAUGCACAUGAAGGGCCUCUCGCACUUGGUUCACUUUUUUGAUAAACUGGAAGAAAUCAUUGGUGAGGUCCUGGAUCCAAGACUUGCAGGGGGCCAAAUUCUAUCAACAAUCAAGUCGCAUUUGAUAAAAGGCCAAAACAGCAGGGAUCCCUUCUGUCGAGCAGUGGAGGAAGUUGUCCACGAUUCGGAUUUGAGGAUUAAAAAUAUUAUCAAUUUUCAGCAUGAUGUUGUGGCAGCUAGCUCCACUGGAGUCAGCCCAGCCCGGCCCAAACUACAUGCUAUAAACCAUGACACUGUUUACUGUGGCAGAGAUACUGUGAAGUUUUUCCAGAUUUUUUUGGAUGAAGCAGCUACCUACCUUCCUCCCACCAACAAAGCUGAAUUAUUAUUUGAUGAUGAAUUUGGGUCCCCCUCUACUCUGAUGCUGUACAAAUCUCCAGCACAACCCAGCGGAUCUUCUCCAAAAGCUUUAAGAGAACGGAUUCAAAGAGCAGUAGAUAGAAGAAAACUUAAGUUGAAACAACCUUUAAUUCGGUCUCAAUUUGCUUGCACCUACAAAGAUGACCAAAUAUUUGAAAAGAAGGAUCAUUCCUUCAGUACUAGUCAAAUCCCAACAUGUGUACAUCCAGCACCCAAAGAAAGGACAGCUCUGUGCCCUCGAGAUGAAUCAAGUGCAGAAUGCCUUCGUUCCCAUCUUGCAAGUGCUGCGCUUGGAACUAGUUCUGGAAAUGUUCAUCAGAAUGGAAGCAUAAGUAAAGAAAUAGGAAAAUCCACUUGUCAGCCAAGAAACGAGAGCUCAAAGAGGAAGCAGGUGGAUAGGACUAGUGAAAAUGUCAUAUGCACUAAUGAAAAUGAAUCACUUCAACACAUACAUAGAAAGAGACCAAAGGCUGUGGAGAAAUGCCAGAAUAGUUUGGACAGCAAAAUAAAAGGAGCAGGAAAAUGUAACAAAAUUGCCGCAAAAAACAAACUGAUUGACGGUCAAGCAAAGCUAACUCAUUUCUUUAAAUUGUGAAUGUUGUCCUUGUGUGUUACUUAUGGGAACCAUUAAUGGCCCUGAAAUCUUGGGAGAGAAGCAAGCAUCAGCUGGAUGAUCAUCUUGUUUUUGUUAUGAUUACAAACUACUGAGCAAGGUUAAUGUAGGGACAGUAUUUAGACAACCAGAUCAAUGCUUUUUGCAGAAUUAUCAGUUUUAAUAAUGCAAUAUAAUCAGUACAGUUAUUUGAUCAUGUGUUAUUGUUCUGACAUAGAAAUACUUAGGCACCUCGUACACCGCAAAAUACACAUACACAGUAAACAUUUAAACUACAGUGUCAUUUAAUUUUGAUGAAAAUGGUUCUCUUUGUUCCAAACGUCAUCCUGCAGUUGUGCUUCAGACUUGCCAGCAUGGUCGAUAGACUCUUCCCAGCAUACACCUGAGCACUGCACAAAACACCCCCAGUUUUGGUUUGUCAGUAAAACAGUUAGCUGGCCUAUAAUGUUUGUGAUAAACUGGAGUUUGAAUGCACUUUCAUCACUAAUGGAGUGUUGUAUAUUUCACUGACUUUCCCCCCUCUGCUUCAGGUAUUUGGAUAUGUUUAUCUAAUAAAUGUUUAUUUAGAAACA